AUGGAGCCUGUCAAACAAUCCGACUUGAAGGGUCUGGUAGACCGAGGCAACCUAGAGCUCUCCUUGAUCUGCAAUAGCAUUAAGAUUGGGACACUCUGUGGCGAUCUUGAUUCUGAACAUCGCGUCCACAAGUUCAACGAGUACCUCAACAAUCCACUCGCAAAGGAAGAAGAAAGACACAUGUGGCGACCCGAAACAACCCCGCCAUUUAAAAUAUUGGACGCCACCAAAGAUCCCAUCUAUUCAAUUCCUCUCCAUCACUUGGAGACAGAUAUCGAAUUUCUUUUCCAUGAAAUUCAGGUACCAGACAUCAUUUCCAGAUUGGAAACUGGUGAAUGUCGUUUCUGCAAUUCGAAAGGAGUAUACCAACAGUAUGAAGCAUCGUUUGUAGUGAGCUUCUUGUUUUUUACCUUCUUGCCAAUUCGCCAUUCCGACUGCUAUUUUGAUGUGCUUUGCCCACUAUGCAUUGGAUUGGACUACGCAGAGAUGUGCUUCUAUGAGAGGUGCUCUUGUCUGAGGACUGAGAAAAUAAUGCCGGACGAGGAAUACUACAAUCGUGUCAAAAAAAGAUUCAAAGAGCUUGGCUACGCUCUGCUUUGA
Fusarium graminearum PH-1 is the source of this 600-nucleotide messenger RNA. RefSeq lists its product as uncharacterized. The coding region runs from base 1 to 600 and encodes 199 amino acids. Lineage: Eukaryota; Fungi; Ascomycota; Sordariomycetes; Hypocreales; Nectriaceae. The record is from RefSeq and is a predicted model, not a curated record. The transcript is spliced from 2 exons.